AUAAUACACUGCUAACCAUCUUAAAAGUUAGAUCCUUGGAUUUUGAACUCUGAUGUUGAUUAGUUAUAUUGAUUAUCUGCUAGACGGUUAUAUUUUAUAAAGAUUACAGUUAGUUUUCUUCCUCUUUAUCUCCCCGUCAUCCCUCCCCGUCAUCCCUCCCCGCCAUUUCCAUGAAAUAUGUUAUCCAGUCGUUUCAGUUUCUCCCUCUGCCUCGCAGGCGGGUAUAGUUACUUCAUUCCUCUUCCUCUUUCUUUCUAACGAGAUGGUGCUCAUCAAUAACCUUUUACAAUAGCUUCAUCUAUGGCCGCAGCAAGAGUUUGGAUUAAACCCACCUCUAAUUUUAGACCAUCCUUCACAACAAUGAAAUGUAUUGAUUGGAUUGAUAAAACCAAUAAUGUAGUUCGAGUCAGUGGUGUUGGUGCGACAAACUCUCAUUCAUUUGAUCAGACUACACUCCAUAUGGAACAAGGUAAAUCAAAGAGGAUUCAGUUAAUGAAUUUCAUGGAAGAGCGUGGAGUUCGUUCCAACUAUCAAAAUUAUCUUUGGUUAUUAGAAGGGUGCUUGACUUCUGGGUCACUGUUUGAAACUAUGAGGCUCCACUGCAGGAUUUCGAAAUCGGGUUUUGAUGGAGAACCGUUACUAAUCGAUAGUCUUGUUGAUAAUUAUUUUCGACAUGGGGAUCAACAUGGGGCAGUGAAGGUGUUUGAUGAAAAUUCCAACAGAAGUGUAUUCUCUUGGAAUAAAAUGAUUCAUGUCUUUGUUGCGCAGAAGUCGAAUUUCCAGGUGUUUUGUCUCUUCCGAAGAAUGUUAGCAGAAGGAAUUACUCCCAAUGGAUACACUUUUGCUGGGGUUUUAAAGGCUUGUGUUGGUGGCGACAUUGCGUUCAACUAUGUAAAACAGGUACAUUCUAGGACAUUCUAUUAUGGUUUUGAUAGUAGUCCACUUGUUGCUAAUCUUUUGAUUGAUUUGUAUUCGAAGAAUGGGUACAUCGAGUCAGCUAAAAAAGUAUUCAAUUGCAUAUGUAUGAAGGAUAUUGUUACUUGGGUAGCUAUGAUCUCAGGUUUGUCUCAAAAUGGACUUGAAGAAGAGGCCAUUCUCCUUUUCUGUGACAUGCAUGCAUCAGAAAUCUUUCCUACUCCUUAUGUACUGUCAAGUGUGUUAAGUGCUUCAACCAAGAUACAAUUAUUUGAAUUGGGAGAGCAGCUUCACUGUCUAGUUAUUAAGUGGGGAUUUCAUUCGGAAACAUAUGUAUGUAAUGGUCUUGUGGCAUUGUACUCCCGUUCCAGGAAAUUGAUUUCUGCCGAGCGGAUAUUCAGCACAAUGAAUUCUAGGGAUGGGGUUUCAUAUAAUUCACUAAUAUCAGGCCUAGUUCAGCAAGGAUUUAGUGACAGGGCACUGGAGUUGUUUACUAAAAUGCAACGAGAUUGUUUGAAACCAGACUGUAUUACGGUUGCUAGUCUGUUGAGUGCUUGUGCGUCAGUCGGGGCUCUUCACAAGGGAAUGCAAUUACACUCACAUGCGAUAAAAGCUGGAAUGUCUGCAGACAUUAUUCUUGAAGGUUCUCUACUUGAUCUUUAUUCAAAGUGCGCUGAUGUUGAGACGGCCCAUAAAUUUUUUCUUACCACAGAGACAGAAAACAUAGUAUUGUGGAAUGUGAUGCUAGUUGCUUAUGGACAAUUGGAUAAUCUUAGUGAUUCAUUUGAAAUAUUUAGACAGAUGCAAAUGGAGGGCAUGAUACCCAAUCAGUUCACCUACCCAAGUAUCUUGAGAACUUGUACUUCUUUGGGAGCCUUGUAUUUAGGAGAGCAAAUCCAUACCCAUGUUAUCAAGACUGGGUUUCAGUUGAAUGUCUAUGUUUGUAGUGUGCUUAUAGAUAUGUAUGCUAAAUAUGGACAAUUAGCGCUUGCUCUUAGAAUCCUGAGACGGCUGCCAGAGGACGAUGUUGUCUCCUGGACAGCUAUGAUUGCUGGUUAUGUGCAACAUGAUAUGUUUUCUGAAGCACUUCAACUUUUUGAAGAAAUGGAAUAUCGAGGAAUUCAAUUCGACAAUAUUGGAUUUGCCAGUGCCAUUAGUGCAUGCGCAGGUAUCCGGGCACUCCGUCAAGGCCAACAAAUUCAUGCCCAGUCAUAUGCGGCUGGAUUUGGAGCCGAUCUUUCGAUCAACAACGCUCUAAUUAGUCUAUAUGCCAGAUGUGGUAGAAUUCAGGAAGCCUAUUUAGCAUUUGAGAAAAUUGGUGAUAAAAAUAAUAUUUCUUGGAAUUCGUUGGUUUCAGGAUUGGCGCAGAGUGGGUAUUUUGAAGAAGCAUUGCAGGUAUUUGUUCGAAUGUUAAGGACCGAAGCAGAAGUUAAUAUGUUCACAUAUGGAUCUGCAAUUAGUGCUGCAGCCAGUCUUGCAAAUAUAAAGCAAGGGCAGCAAAUCCAUUCCAUGGUUUUGAAAACCGGAUACGAUUCUGAGAGGGAAGUUUCUAAUUCCUUAAUUUCAUUGUAUGCAAAAUCUGGUAGCAUAAGUGAUGCCUGGAGAGAAUUCAAUGAUAUGUCAGAAAGAAAUGUGAUUUCUUGGAAUGCCAUGAUUACUGGCUAUUCCCAGCAUGGAUGCGGUAUGGAAGCACUUCGUCUUUUUGAAGAGAUGAAGGUGUGCGGAAUCAUGCCAAAUCAUGUUACUUUUGUAGGAGUUUUGUCGGCAUGCAGCCAUAUCGGUCUUGUAAAAGAAGGGCUUGAUUAUUUCGAAUCCAUGUUUAAAAUACAUGAUUUGGUUCCUAAAUCUGAACAUUAUGUGUGUGUAGUGGAUCUCCUUGGUCGGGCUGGUCAGUUGGACCGUGCAAUGGAAUACAUAAAAGAGAUGCCUAUCCCUGCAGAUGCGAUGAUAUGGAGAACGCUUUUAAGUGCUUGUGUUAUCCACAAGAAUAUUGAAAUAGGAGAGCGUGCUGCACAUCAUCUCCUAGAAUUGGAACCUGAAGACUCGGCGACCUAUGUGCUAAUAUCAAAUAUAUAUGCUGUUUCUAGACAAUGGAUUCACAGGGAUUGGUCGAGGAAAUUGAUGAAAGAUCGGGGGGUAAAGAAAGAGCCUGGUCGUAGUUGGAUUGAAGUUAAGAAUGCAGUCCAUGCAUUCUAUGCUGGGGAUAAGCUCCAUCCACUGACAAAUCAGAUUUACGAGUAUAUAGGGCAUUUAAAUAGACGAACAUCUGAAAUUGGAUAUGUGCAAGAUAGUUUCAGUCUUUUGAAUGAGUCAGAGCAAGGCCAGAAGGAUCCAAUAACGCAUGUUCACAGUGAGAAAUUAGCAAUUGCUUUUGGACUACUGAGCUUGGGUAAUAAUAUUCCCAUACGAGUAAUGAAGAAUCUUCGUGUCUGUAAUGAUUGUCAUAAUUGGAUAAAAUACGUAUCGAAGAUUUCAAACCGCUCGAUUAUAGUGAGGGAUGCCCAUCGCUUUCAUCAUUUUGAUGGCGGAGUCUGCUCAUGUAAAGAUUUUUGGUAACUGCUUGUAAGAAUACUCAUCUGUUUGAUUCUCUACUUCCAUGGUUGGGUGAUUGUACGACCCUAAAGCUUCCUGGUGUCAACGAACGCAUACCCAUUGGUCAUACCUUGGAAGAAUGUCUUGGGGAAAAUGCUUGUUUGUACCGCAUUUUUUAAGACAGAUUGGAAAUGUUUUCAGCUUUUACAGAAAUGGAUUGGUAAAGGCUGAGAAGAUGAAAACUUGGACCUCGAUUCAAUCUGGACAGGAAAAUCUUAUGCAGUUGGGUAACAUGCACCGUUUAGUUGCUUAAGGGCAGCCAUAGGGAGGCGGAUUACAAGUCUUCAAAAAUUCUUUUGGCUGCAGUACUAGGAUCACGCAGUAUGGUCUCGGGGAUUGUUUUUGUUUCAAGCAAAUCAGCAAAUGCUUCCUCUUUCUUUCUAAAUUUCACAGAUUUUCAAACGUUGGAUCCAAACGUUGGAUUGGGAUCCCAAAUCAGUGGUCUCAGCACUCAAUUGCUCGAAUUGAAGUCGGGUAUUCUGCAAGCCUUUCCUUCAAUCACAUCAUCUUAACCAAAUCACUUUAAUCAAAGACAAUCAAACUUCUUCAUUGGGGUAAACUUUGUUUCACUCCAAUGGUAGUCUAUGUGAUCAACGCUACUGAUUUUCCAGUGAUGAAGAGGAUUCCCAUAUUUUCCAGUCAUCAACACUUCAGAUUUUCCAAUGAGGUAAACUUGUUCAUUUGUUAGAACUUAGAAGCACACCAUGCAUGUUUGAGGAUAGUUCAGUGGUGACUGGUUCUAGAAAAACUUGUGUUUACUGUUCAGAUUAAUCCUGCUGCUACAGGGAAGUGGAUUCACAAACACACUUCUGAUCUCUCAUCUUCAGGCUAAUAAGCUAUGAAGAGCAUAGUGUUUGGAGAAUUUUUCACAGUAAAUUAUUGAUCAUUGACUAAUGUAAAUUCUGUAUAGAUUUUUUUCCCUGGUUUUGGGAUUGCUGAAUUGAGUUAUAAAGUCAAGAGUUAAUACAUCGGAGUUAAGGUAGAGUUGUAAAAAUUAUGUUCUUCGAUUAAUACGCAAAUUUAGUGAACAUUAUUGAAAUUAGUGAACUUGAGUUAUUUAACACAAAA
Molecule: messenger RNA, 4575 nt
Organism: Cucumis sativus (cucumber)
Lineage: Eukaryota; Viridiplantae; Streptophyta; Magnoliopsida; Cucurbitales; Cucurbitaceae
Product: pentatricopeptide repeat-containing protein At4g13650
Exons: 2
Coding region: 301-3471 (1056 amino acids)
Biological process (GO): RNA modification
Molecular function (GO): protein binding; RNA binding; zinc ion binding
Source: RefSeq, a predicted model, not a curated record